Molecule: messenger RNA, 2322 nt
Organism: Pelobates fuscus (common spadefoot toad)
Lineage: Eukaryota; Metazoa; Chordata; Amphibia; Anura; Pelobatidae
Gene: PPP1R14C
Product: protein phosphatase 1 regulatory inhibitor subunit 14C
Exons: 4
Coding region: 412-867 (151 amino acids)
Biological process (GO): regulation of phosphorylation
Cellular component (GO): cytoplasm
Molecular function (GO): protein serine/threonine phosphatase inhibitor activity
Source: RefSeq, a predicted model, not a curated record
UGAUGCUGGAGGAGGGGAAGUGCAGGUGCUAGGUGAAAAAGCACAGUGAAUGAGAGGAAAGCAAUAGGAAGGACAAGAAGGGAAGGAUCACAGUCACAGAGUACUCAGACCUGGAGGAUUUAUCUCAGGAUUCCGGCUGGAAUAUGCUCAUCAAGAAAUAGUACUCACUCAGGAAAUUACCCUCAUUACAAAUAAAACAAUAGCUUGGGCAGAGGACAGGCUUCUCGAGAGGAUAAGAAAAGGGGAUAGAUAGAUACAUUGUAUCUGACGUUCUAACAGCAGAACGGUGACUAGCAGCUCAAGCACCAUCCUUGCUGCCUCCUUGUUGCCCACCCUAAGUGCCCCCUUCGUUGCCCAGCCUAGCUGAGUCCUGUGUACUGCUGCGGGCAAGGCGGGCUGGAGGUCCGGGAGAUGUCAGCAGUCAGUGGUACCGAGCCCAGCCCUGCAGCCGGGGGCAGGGUGUUCUUCCAGACCCCGCUGGCAGCCCCCGGAGCUCGGGAGGACCCCCCGCCGGUAGUGGCAGCGGCUCAGCAGCAGCAACAACACAAGCAGCAGCAGCAGAGGAGACAGCAGCAGGGCAAAGUGACUGUGAAAUACGACAGGAAAGAGCUGAGGAAGCGGCUGGUGCUGGAGGAGUGGAUUGUGGAGCAGCUCAGUGAGCUGUACGGCUGCGAGGAAGAAGAAAUGCCAGAAGUUGAAAUCGAUAUUGAUGAUCUUUUAGAUGCGUCUAGUGAGGAAGAACGAGUUUCGAAAUUACAGGAAUCUCUAGUAGACUGCUACAAACCAACAGAGGAAUUUAUUAAUCAACUUUUAGCACGAAUACGAGGAAUGAGAAAACUAAGCCCUCCACAGAAAAAGGAUAUAUAAGCCAUCAGCCAAGGCCUUUCCAGUCACACGAGUACAGCAAGGAAAACAAGAAUUCAAGACAUUUUAAAGGAAAACUAAAUCAAGCGAUCUUAAUGAAGAACUCUCUCUAUAUAUGUAUUGCUGUUUUAAUGGGAGGGCCAGGGGUGUUUGGGCUGUAGUUCCAAAACAGAAUAUUAAAAUCAUUAGUAAUGUAGUAGUUAAUAGUUUAGUUUUUGUUUUUUUAAGAAAAGAUGUUGGGCCUAUGUUGAGGGAACAUUGAAAAACCAAACAAAAACAAUAAAAAUUAUAAAGAAUAAGUGCCAGCUGCUUGUACUAAUUUUAAGGAAUGUGACCUCUUGGGCCACAAACAAGAAUUCUUUAUAAAUAUUUAAAGUGUAGAAAAGUGUAUCUUGCUUGUUUAUGUGAACUGUAGUGAGCAAUACAAAUACAAAGGUUGCAAUUCUUGUCUGGUACAAUGUCCUUUAUUCCACACUCCAAAAUAAACAAACACCCCCAAACCAUUGGCAUAACGUGAAUUGGGACACCGGUGUGCUGGGUAAAAGGGGGUGGGCCAGUGAUGCAAAACAUGUCGCUGGUGCUGCCCAAAGGGGAAUGGGUUCGACCAAAGACCUGGCAAGUCAGCCUAGCACGAAUGAACAUCAGGCUGCCUAUAACAGAGCUCAGCCAACUGCAGGCAAACCACGACACGAGCAAUGUUUCAAUGCUCUCUGCAUGGUCUUAGUGCCCUUAGUGUGAGCAUAUUUAAUGAUGCAUAUAUGCUUUUUGGGAAAGAUUCCUUGGCAUUGCCAAAAUCGUGACACCAUAGAAAUAAACCCAAAAUGAUGGUACAGGAGUCUAAAGUCACAGUCCUGACAAAAUCAAGAUGAUUAAGAGUUGUGCAUUGAACCAAUUUGUUCCAUGUUGGUAGACCAUUUUUGCUUAUAUUUUGGAUAUAGACAACUUGCUAGUUAGAUGAAACCUCUACUUUGCCAAUGGUGGAUUUUGAUGCCUUUUUAAAGUGACACUAAAAGCUUACUGGAGCUUGUUUUUUAAUGCAUUUUGUACUUUUUCAAGCUUCUUAAAACAGUCUUAAUAACUUUCUCUGCGUGAGCCUGUGCUGCACGCGGUCACAGCUAUGUACUUUCAUAGUACCAAAUGGAGCAAUUGGGCACUAAAACUGUGCAGCUACUUUUUGUCUUGUGCUGUGAUUUUAUUUAUCAGGAAUUUAUAAGAUAUGCUCAGCACUCCCACUAAGACAUAAAUGGAUUAGAAGUGUCCGCUACCUCUUCAUCUAAGGAGACCUCACUACAGAAGCUGUAAAUGUAUAGAAUGCAUUAAAGUGGAGGUCCACUCCAGUCUUGAGGGUCCAUUCUAACUUUACUGUCAAAUUCUUUGACUUAUAUUCAUGUUUAAAACAAUCCUUCCCUCUCUGUAAGGUUUGGGCAUCCAAUUUUUUUUGGUCUAUAUUUGUUGUUU